Paramecium sonneborni is the source of this 2739-nucleotide messenger RNA. NCBI's taxonomy places the organism in Eukaryota, Ciliophora, Oligohymenophorea, Peniculida, Parameciidae. The record is from the annotation of a GenBank genome assembly.
AUGAAUAUACUUUAUUAACGCAUAUACAACUAAUUUUCAAUCAUUGCUCCUUCCAAUUUAACAUAACAAUUAGAAUCUAUUUAAGUAGAUACUGAAUACAUAACUAAUGUAAUAGUUAUUGUUGGUACACAUGAAUGUAAGAAGAAAUCACAUCAUUUAAAAAUUAAUGAUUAAAUGCUUCUCAAAAUUGAAAAAGAUUCUACUAAACCACCUAUCACAGAUUUAUCAUUUUAUUACUUAGAUAUUCAUCAAUCUAAAUUAAAAUUAGAACCUGAUCUUAAUAUAUGCACUAUUCAAGAAAAUGAUUCCAAAUGGCAUUAUUCAAAUGGAAAUCUAGAUUAUACAUAUGAUCUCUCCAAAGCUUUUAGUUAUCAAUCUACCAAUAAAACAGCCUUAGUACUAUGUUAUAAAACUGAUUAAAUGUAAGAUCCUUGGAGUGAUCUCAUUUUAAUUUAAAAAAAUCAGAUCCCUCCAGAAGGAUUUUACAAGUUACCUUAAUCUAUACAAAACAAUUAUUUAGCAUUUUCUUUGGCUAAUACUUAUCAUACAGCUAAAUAUUAAGUAGAAAUCACUGAUUCUUAUCCAUAAAAUAAUGAGAAACCAGAAAUAGCAACAUUCUGUUUUCCUAAUGGAAUCUCUCUGUAUAGAUAGAACUAAUUUCCAAAAUAUAAUCAUUUUAUUUUGACUUCAGAAACAGGUGAAAGGACAUAUUGUACUGCAUUAAUAUUUUGUGAAUAGAAUCUAUAAGGAUUUCAUGAAAUGGCUAUAGUGUUAUCAUCUCAUUAUUGUUACUCAGAAUAAUCAUUAGAAUUGCUUAAAAAUCUAUAUUAAAUUUACAUAGCUAAAAAUGUACUCCCAUUAGAAAGAUACAUAUGUAAUAUUGUUGAUGAAAUCGUUCUACCUUAAGAUCCAUCUGAAACAUAUAUUUAUAAUGGAUCUAAAUAAAUCUUCUUUUUCUAAUCUAAUUGUUUUCCAUUAUGCUCAAAUCAAGCUUUUUAAUGUCUAUUUGCAGUUUUAAAUAAAAAAAAUAUAGUUUUACUAUAUUUUGCAUUACUAUUUGAGAAAAAAAUUUAGCUUAUUAGUUCUAAACCUAUAAUUCGUUCAUUGAUUAUUGAAGCAAUUUUAACUCUUUUGUAUCCAUUUGAAUUUACUCAUAUUUUAAUUUCUAGCUUACCUGAAGAUUUAGAAUAAUAUCUUGAAGCUCCACUACCUUAUUUAAUAGGUAUUAAUAAAAAAUAGGCUGAUAAGUAUCCAGAUGCUAUUUAAGUGUUUUUAGAUACAAAUAAUAUAAAAUAAAAUCAACCAAUUGAUGUACCUGAAGAUAUUUGCGAUAAAUUUGUUUUGAAAUUAAAAGAAUUUGAUAAAUAUUAUGAUCCUUAAAUAAUAGAUACAAUUGAUAAUGCUUUUCCUAUGCCUAGAGAAGACGAAUUUGAAAUGAUCGAUCAAUAUUAAGUAAGAGAAGUAUUUCUUAGAUUUAAUAUUUUUAUAUUGUAAGAUUACAAAAAAUUUAUAGACAAAUAAGUUUUCAAAGAAAAAAUGUUUUUGAAAAGUAAAUCAAAAAUUAAAUAAUUUUUGGAACCCUUUAUGGAAACAAGAUUAUUUAAUUUCUUUAUUUAGGAGAGAAUGUAACUCUCAUAAAAUGAUAGUUAAUUAGAAUAUUUUGAUGAUUGCCUUAAAAAUCCUAAAGGUGAUCAUUUUACUCUUCCUAUUUAAAUAUUUAAAGAUUAUUUGAAACCUAAUGAUGAUGGAUUAAAAAAAGAUAAGCAUUUUUAAUAUUGUACAUUCCCUCUUAAAUUAAAUGAUGAAUUUUUCUCAAAACCAAGACUAGAAUUCUUAAAACAUGAAAAUCCAUUUUAAAUUCAUUUAUUUCCAAAAACAUAAAUUGAACAUCUCAGAUUUGAGUUGGCUCAUAUAUAUAAAUAAUGGUUCAGAUUUUUGGUAUAAAAGAUUGAAUAAGAUAAAAUAGAAUUAAAUGAAUUGGUUAAGUAUAGUAUAAAUCUUUUAAAAGAAAUGAAAUAGAAUAAUUUGUAUAUCGAUUCUGAUAUUUUCAAAAAUGCAAUGAUUGCUUGUGCUCAUUAUCAAAUGAAUGAUUUAGCUCUAUAAUUUAUCUAAUAAAUGAGAGAAUUAGGUUAUCAAAAACAGAUCUAAAUUUAUCAGUACUAUUUUCAGACUUAACAAAAUAAUAAAAAAUAAAAAAAUACUUAAUAAAUGAUUUAAUAAACUAUGAAUUCUAGUAAUAGUAAUAGACAAGGAGAUUUUAAAUUUUACUUGGAUCUCAAAUGUCCAAGAUGUGGUAGAAGAUACAAAAUAGAAGAUUUCUUAGCAUCAUUCAUAAAUGAUCAAUUAGAAUGUAAAUCAAAUGGUACAUUAGGAUGUAAUAAUAAAUUUGAUGCCUAAUUACUUUUUAAUAAUAAGGUUCAUUAUCUAAAGAAACCUUCUAAAGUAGAAAAAGAGGAUAAAAUUAUUAAUAUGUUCUAUUUCUAUUUAAUAGGAUUGCCGUUUAAAUUUAUAAAGAAUCAAUUAGAUGAUGAUAUUGUUUAUAGUUCUAAAAAGAUACCAAUCUAUUUGGAUUAUGGAGAUUUGUACACUGAUGAAAAUGAUGAAUGCAACUCUAAUUACUUAUAAAAGGCAGUACAUGAAGUGUUUGGGAUGUUUUUGGAAAGAAUUAAAGAAAUUAUAUCUUAAUAAGAACUUUCUUAAGAAAAGCAUCAUAGAAGGGUGUCAGAUUUAUCAGAUUGA